CUGACGGUGGCAGCACAUAACCUACUGGUUGACGUUAUCAAGAAAGGAAAAAAAUACCGGAAGAAGGACGCGGGCAUUUCAUUUGGACUGUCACUGUGUGGUGCAUAUAUGUCACAGUCAGCACAGCCCGGCACGAUGCCCACAGCCCCGGAUUCCCCAUCUCUGAGCGUCACCGUCAGCGGGAAUGUGCAGAAAUACAGCAUCAAGAAGAAAAAGAUCUUAAAUGCGGAGGAGACUGAGCUGUUCGAGCUCACUCAGGCUGCUGGGAUAGUCAUUGAUCAAGAGGUGUUUAAGAUCAUAGUGGACCUGUUGAAGAUGAACGUUGCUCCUCUGGCAGUCUUUCAGACCCUAAAGACCAUGUGUGCGGGGCAGAAGGUCUCUGAAGCGUCCACUGGUGACACAUCCACAGCGUCCCACACCACCGCUGCCCCUUCAGAGUCUAGAGAAGAAGAAUGUGUGGUCUCAGGAAAAAGCUCUAAAACUGCAGCCCCUCCCUCUGCACCGGUGUCCCGCCCCCCUAGGGGAGGGGCUAAGAUAGUGGUCUACAGCACGGGUGACACAGGCGCUCCUAUCUCUCAAGUGCGUAGUAAAACAAGUUCAGGGCAAGGGGAGAAAUCAGCGAGAGACGGUUCUAGCCAGCGAGUGCCACGGCAGGUCAGUGCCACCAGGGGGCAGAAGAGCGCCAAGAGCUCUGGCAGCAGCAGCUCAUCCUCUCAGCUCACCUCCAACUGAAGUUCUUCACCAAUUAAACAACACAUACUAAACUUGCUUGAAUUACACUCCUAUGUUCCGUUGAAGAAGGUUCCUGUACGAUUGGCAGAAACUAUUUCACUGUAAACAAGUUGCGUCAUUUUAGGGAUCUCCUUGGGGUUGUCUUUUGUGUUGUCUGAAAAACUCUUGCUUUGCAUGAAAUUUGCAUCUCACCCAGGGAGACUGUAGUUUACACUUUCACAUCAAGACAAUUUCAGAUAAACAAAGUAAAUCUUUUUCCAUCUUUAAACCUUCCUCUUCUGAAAUUCAGUAGCUUUGAUGCUGCUGUGAUGUGAACCAGAUCUGUUUUAAGUUUUUCUUGUGUAAGAUACUUAAAUAUGCUUUUUUUUUUUUACAUUAUUUAUUUUUCUUGUAUCCAAUAUUUUCCAAAUACGUCUCUGCGUUUUGAGUAAAAAUAUAAAUGAAAUGAUUGUAUUUUACAGUUUAA
Molecule: messenger RNA, 1198 nt
Organism: Pimephales promelas (fathead minnow)
Lineage: Eukaryota; Metazoa; Chordata; Actinopteri; Cypriniformes; Leuciscidae
Gene: mzt2b
Product: mitotic spindle organizing protein 2B
Cellular component (GO): spindle; centrosome
Source: RefSeq, a predicted model, not a curated record